Messenger RNA from Cylicocyclus nassatus, 257 nucleotides. The record is from the annotation of a GenBank genome assembly. NCBI's taxonomy places the organism in Eukaryota, Metazoa, Nematoda, Chromadorea, Rhabditida, Strongylidae.
AGGAAAUGGACUUCGGGCUGUUUGUAAUACUUAUUGCUGGCAUUUUGAAUGCUCAUGCAUCUGCACAACUUCUGGCUCCAUAUAUAGGACCAACGGGUGGACUGGCUUCCCUCGGUCUCAGUCCCCAAGCACUGGACCUUGCCGAGGACACGGCUGCAAAUUUCCUCGGUAUGGCUUCCGGAAUUGUAGGGAAACACUUUUGGGAGAAGCAAUGGAAAAAACCACAAACAGUAGAGAAUCGCCCGACAACACAGUAA